Molecule: messenger RNA, 651 nt
Organism: Aquila chrysaetos chrysaetos
Lineage: Eukaryota; Metazoa; Chordata; Aves; Accipitriformes; Accipitridae
Gene: CORT
Product: cortistatin
Exons: 2
Coding region: 208-525 (105 amino acids)
Biological process (GO): regulation of cell migration
Cellular component (GO): extracellular region
Molecular function (GO): hormone activity
Source: RefSeq, a predicted model, not a curated record
AAGUAUCCCACUCAAGCAGCCAAGUGUUAACAACCUCUCCAAAGUCUAAUUUGCCUUUGAUAUAGACUUAAUUGUUUGCGUCACCCACUGGGCUAGGGGGAGGGCUAUAAAAGGGGCUGCAGCCAUUGUCUGAGGCAGAAGAGAGCCCAGAAACAGCUCCCUCUCCCAGUCUUCUUCAUUCAGCACAGUAGUCACAGCCUGUACAUCAUGCAGCUGGUGGCCAGCCUGGUGUCCGUUCUGCUGCUGGUGUGGAGCGUGAGAGCCACCGCACUGCCUGGAGAAGAGAGACUCGCAAUACAGAACACUAGGGAACAGAGCACAGUCCGGAAAGACGCCAUCCUGAAGAUGCUGGCAGGCCUGCUGGACAGUAUGGACGUGGGGCGUGAGGCGGCCUCCCCGGACGUGGAAGAGGAGGGAAAGCUGGAGGAGGAGCGGGCGGUGCUGGGGCGGCUCGCCCAGCUAUCGCAGCGGGAUCGCAAGGCCCCCUGCAAAAACUUCUUCUGGAAAACCUUCACCUCCUGCUAGUGCUGCCCAGCCUGGCCCUGCCGGGCCGCCCACCUGCAAACACCCUCCCCUCCCCUUGGCCGCCCCAUCCCCUGAGCUCCCUUCCUUUUCUUCUCCACCCCUGAGAAUAAAGCAUGGCGCCUCGGG